This is a messenger RNA of Meloidogyne enterolobii, 1372 nucleotides long. NCBI's taxonomy places the organism in Eukaryota, Metazoa, Nematoda, Chromadorea, Rhabditida, Meloidogynidae. The record is from the annotation of a GenBank genome assembly.
AUGCGCCUAAAACGCCGACGUACAGAAGCAGAUUUAAGUGAAAGAUGUUCUCACGUUCCGUUGCUGUUGGCACAACUACAACAACGUGCUAAACUUUUAGAAUUGGCAUGUCCGUUAAUUGAUGAUUUGUUGCCGUCUGGGUUAACUGCUGCAGCUUUUAAUAGUCGUGAUCCAGUCUCUCAACGUUUAUCAGACGAUUCACCUUCAAUUUAUUCAACUUCACUUCCAACACAAACCACAACACCAAAUACAGCUAAUAUACCCUCAAUCCUUCAAUCACCGCCUUCUUCAUUAAUGCUUAACUUUCCACAAACAAAUAAUAAUAAUAAUGUUGAUUCUUCAAUGCAACAAAUAAAUUUGCAUGGAAUAGCAGCUUUAUUUAUGUUACAACAUGCUGCAACUACACACCAAUUUGUUACGGCUGCCGCAGCUGCUGCAGCAAACAACAACAACACUCAACAACAAAACAACAACAAUCUAAAUUUUAAUAAUUCACAACAACAACCUAACCACCAUCAUUUUUUGUCUCAAGCAAUUCGACAUAAUAAUUUUAUUAGACAACAGCAACAACAAAUUGGAGGAGGAGGAAAUCAAUUUCCAAUGCGGGCAUUAGAAGAAUUAAGCCGCGCUCGAGAACAACAAGCAAGAAAGGUACCUAAUGCUGCUCAAAGAAGUGCUGCUGCUGCUCUUGAAACUACACAUCAAUCGCCUCCAAUGAAGACUUGUGCCUCAUGCCAAGACCAAAUCCAUCGAAAUGCUCCAGUCUGUCCCAACUGUAAAUGCAAAAGUAGAUCAAAAAACCCAAAGAAACCACGAAAAAAGCUGGCAGAACGUUAAGAAAAUAAAUUUAAAAUUUUGAAGAAAAAGCCAAAGAAAUAUAAAAUUUAAAAAAAGGUUAAAAUUAAUUCUUGAUUUGUUGUAAAUAAUUUUUUUUAACUGUGGAUUUUUAAAAAUUAUUUUGUAGUUACUUUUUUUUUGUAUUUGUGUGAAUUAGUUGAAUAAAAAAAAUUUUUUAAAUAAUUUUUUGAAUGAUUUAAAAAGGGUUUUUAUAAUCCUCUGUAUUUUAUGAAGAUGAGUGUUGUUUUGCUCUGGUGGACUCAAUGGCCGUAGGGCCCGGAACCAAUAGUGUAACUGUUCGGGGCUUUUUCUGGCGGUCCCCUUGACGCUUGGAAUGCCUUGUCUGUUCUGUGGUUUCAUUUUUGUUACAACAAAGAUUCUCAUAGAUGAGUGGGUGAACGAUUGUUGGCGUUCUGGAUGGCUUUAUGGAAGCAAAGGUUUGUGGAUGUUUGAGAAAAUUUUAAAUGUUUGUACUUCCUUUAAGGUUGUUUUUUGUUUAACUUUUUUAUUCAACUUUUCUCUCUACCCUCUUAAC